AUGAGCUGCCGCCUGGGCUCCCCGCCCCUCCCCGCGCCGCCUGUGCGGAGCACGAUCUGCCAGUCGGGCGUCGACCCGGAGCUGCGGCGCAGGUGGGACGAGAUGGUCGCCGAGCGGUGCCGGCGCGCGGAGCAGGCCGACGGGGAGCUCGAGGCGGCGGAGGCGGAGUUCUUCGCGGAGGUGGCGGCGGCCAGGUCAUGGCCGCCGGAGACGCCCGACCCGCGGCUGGCGCAGUGGCGACGGGUCGCGUGGACACCCUGCUUCCAGGACCCGCAGCGGGGCAGCCCGGCCACCUCCGCAGACGGCGGCGGUGGCGCGGCGGCUCCCAAGGCUCGGGGCUGGGACGUGCAGCUGCAGGCGGUGGAGACGGAGCUGGCUGCGGACAGGGCCCGCUGGGGCGCCGCGGGCGAGGCGCGGGAGGAGGACGUGGAGAGGGCCGCGUGGUGGCUAGAGCUGCAGGGCAUCGAGGAAGAGCUGGCGAGGGACAUGGCGGCGUUGAGGGAAGCGGAAGGAUCGGGCUUCGAAGACGAGAAGUCGACACAGACAUAA
This is a messenger RNA of Prorocentrum cordatum, 549 nucleotides long. Lineage: Eukaryota; Dinophyceae; Prorocentrales; Prorocentraceae. The record is from the annotation of a GenBank genome assembly.